UGCUAAGGGCUUAUAGUUUUUCUUUGCGCCGUUCUCUUCCAUUUGUCUCUGGUCAGCAUCACAGCCAAAGGAAAGCUAUGGUUAAGCAUAACAAUGUUAUACCGAAUGGCCAUUUCAAGAAGCAUUGGCAGAACUAUGUGAAAACAUGGUUCAAUCAGCCUGCAAGAAAGGCUAGAAGAAGAAUCGCAAGGCAAAAGAAGGCUGUAAGGAUCUUCCCAAGGCCAACUUCUGGACCCCUACGUCCCAUUUUCCAUGGUCAGACUUUGAAGUACAACAUGAAGUUGAGAGCUGGCAAGGGUUUCACUCUUGAAGAGCUUAAAGCUGAUGGUAUUUCAAAGAAGCUUGCGCCUACCAUUGGUAUUGCAGUCGAUCACCGUCGCAAGAACCGAUCUCUCGAAGGUCUUCAAGCCAAUUUUCAGAGGCUUAAGACGUACAAGGCCAAGCUUGUUGUCUUCCCAAGACGUACUCACAAGUUUAAGGCUGGUGAUUCUACUGCCGAGGAGCUUGCAACUGCAACCCAAGUCAAAGGAUGAUACCUGCCAAUUUCUCGUGAGAAGCCUUCUGUUGAGCUGGUGAAGGUUACCGAGGAGAUGAAGUCAUUCAAGGCCUACAACAAGCUUCGUGUUGAACGGAUGAAUGAGCGCCAUAUUGGUGCCAGAUUGAAGAAGGCAGCUGAGGCUGAGAAAGAAGACAAAAAGUAAGGUUGAGCUAUUUG
Messenger RNA from Hibiscus syriacus, 715 nucleotides. Its product is annotated as 60S ribosomal protein L13-1. Bases 78 to 533 code for a protein of 151 amino acids. Lineage: Eukaryota; Viridiplantae; Streptophyta; Magnoliopsida; Malvales; Malvaceae. The record is from RefSeq and is a predicted model, not a curated record. Gene Ontology annotation, biological process: translation. Gene Ontology annotation, molecular function: structural constituent of ribosome; RNA binding. The transcript has 5 exons. Gene Ontology annotation, cellular component: cytosolic large ribosomal subunit; ribosome.